AUGUCGAGCAGUGUUUCUCCAGAAAAUGCGGCCGAGACAUUUCUACGGAAACGAGCGUUUAAAGCUUGUUUACACUGCCGGUCGAAAAAAGCCAAGUGUCAAUUUGAAGGUGUGGACUUCAAUCCUCCGUGCUUGAGAUGCAGGCGAGAAGGCAAGGAGUGUCGUUUCGUACCUAGUCGAAGAGGCGGAGGUAACAGAAAUCGGGUUGCAGUUGACACCUUGAGCCAUCAGUCAGUUACCCAAGUAGGCAAUGGAUCAAGUAGCAUUAUUUCUAAUACUACUACUGAUAUCACUGGUAUUAAUGGUCUUGCUGGAAUUGACGGUGAUUUGAGUAAUGGGGCAGAUCUCCGUCAUAACCCCACUAGCUCGGUUAUUAAGAGCUCAAUAAGCAAAGUUACUUCAGGGCGAAACGAAAAGAAAGGCCAAUUAUCGGGAUCUGAAAAUAAUCCAGACCAUGGUCCUGCGCAUAGUCCUACGUCAACUGUGAAUUCUUCUGAUUAUUCGGCACACUCUUACUCCCAUAAAUUUGUAGAUGCAGAGUCCAUAGCAGACCACGACUUGCGAAACCCUGCUGACGCCGUUGAAAUGAUGGCAUUGGCAAACCAUAGCCAAUUUAAGAAGGGUGAUAUAGUACAGAUACAAAAGCAAAACUCUCAGAGUCAUCCAGCCCAGUUAUCAGAUGUGAACCUUGUUCGAGUAGGUAUUUUGAGCCCCACAGAGCUCAAAACUUAUGUAUCUUUGUUUUUCAACAGAUACCAUCACUUCAUGCCCAUUGUUCCUGAAUCAAAGAUGCCGUUAAAUGACCAGCAACUUGUCCAAUUUGCUCUGAAAGAGCCCAUUUUGCUUUGUGCAAUGGUUGUGGUGGCCACCCGCUACGAGUCUAUCUUAAUUCAUAAGGCAUGCUGGAAAUACUUUCAACUCGAGAUAAGCUCUUUAGUGUGGGGAGGAAAACCCAACACUGGAAUCGUUGAGGCAUUACUACUGAUUAGUGACAAUCUUCCACUGAUAACCGAUGCAGAUGUCAGUACUGAAGAUGAAGAAAUUCAUAAAUACGAAGAGAGAUUAUCCUGGAAUCUGGUAGGCUUGGCUAUCAGGAAUAGUUACCUGAUGGGGUUUGAUCAAAAAACACUGCUGUCAGUGUCCGAAGUCACUGAUGAAGACACUCAUCGGCAACGCCUGGCAUGGACCUAUUGUUAUAUUUUCGAUAGACAGACAUCCGUUCGUGCUGGUAAGGCCUUUUGGAGUCGGGGUCCUGGUAUCUGUUUUCAAAAUCAAGUUGGAUUUGGAUUACCUGUUGGUCAGACCUCAAUAAUGAACUUCCCAACUCUUGCAUCUUCAAUUUUGGGUGAUGAAAAUGCUGCAUUCGUUCAAGUGAUGCUUGAAGUUACACAAAUUCUUACUAAUGUCCAUGAUUCACUGUACCCCAGCAGAGAUCGAACUAUUGCUCUUGCUGAGGUAGGCGACUAUUGUCGAUUAUUGGACGAGUUUAUCAGGACUUUUUCCGAGUUCGAAAUUACCUGGGAGUCUCGCCAAUGGAGAAUUCCUCCUGUCAAUGAGAUGGUUUGGAUGAGUUUUCACUUUUCGGCCCUGUAUGCUUAUUCAUUUGGUUUCCAAGCUCAUAUUCGAAGGGCUAUUGCUAUGGUCAGACUGGCAAGGCAGAUGAAUCCUACUGCUGAUGGCGAUGUGCCUAUUGUUGCCAGCAUCUUUCCUCGAGGUGUAACAGCUACGGCAGACUCGAAAUAUAUUCUUGAAUCCAUAAAAGCAGCCACCAAAAUUGUUUCGAUUUGUGUUAAUGAACUGAGUCCCUCAGGUUUAUUGUCCUAUCUCCCCUAUCGGUUCUAUGGAUAUAUAAGUUAUGCAGCAGUGUUUCUGAUCAAAGCCGUCUUCACGGGUGCGAUUUCGUCUUCUAGUCAGCCAGCAACUCUCGGUCUAUUGGAUAGGCUGAUCCGUAAUCUGGAAACUAUCGGGACCGAAAACAAUACCUCAAGACAAAACUACUAUCACCCCUGUGCGCCGAUAUCUGAGCAGUUGAAAUUUCUCAUGAACUCGCUUCUUUCUUUCAACGAAGAGCAUAAACAUUCUCCUGAAGAAGCAAGUACGAGAUUUGGUCCUGAUGAGACUGCUAAUGAGUUUCACUUUGAAUUAAAUGACGAUGACCUUGAUCAGUUGAAUAGUCUAUUAACUCUGGAAGUGAAUGAAAACUGGCUCAACUUGGACCUAUAA
This is a messenger RNA of Sugiyamaella lignohabitans, 2223 nucleotides long. RefSeq names its product Aro80p (gene ARO80). The transcript has a single exon. Gene Ontology annotation, molecular function: DNA binding; DNA-binding transcription factor activity, RNA polymerase II-specific; zinc ion binding. Gene Ontology annotation, cellular component: nucleus. The record is from RefSeq and is a predicted model, not a curated record. Lineage: Eukaryota; Fungi; Ascomycota; Dipodascomycetes; Dipodascales; Trichomonascaceae. The coding region runs from base 1 to 2223 and encodes 740 amino acids. Gene Ontology annotation, biological process: DNA-templated transcription; regulation of DNA-templated transcription.